Gymnodraco acuticeps is the source of this 1071-nucleotide messenger RNA. Its product is annotated as GRIP and coiled-coil domain-containing protein PFC0235w-like. The record is from RefSeq and is a predicted model, not a curated record. The transcript is spliced from 4 exons. Lineage: Eukaryota; Metazoa; Chordata; Actinopteri; Perciformes; Bathydraconidae. Bases 76 to 1071 code for a protein of 331 amino acids.
GUAGCAGCUGCUGGAGGUUUCCCUCCUUUAAAGCUGCCUGGUGCUCAGGCAACACUCUCUUGGAAAACUGCAGAGAUGGCAGCUGUUUGGAUGCUCGUCUGUGUGCUGACUGUUUGUCUGGCCAGAGAUCUGUCUCCCAAUGAGAUCUCCUUAAAGAAAGCCUUUCAACUUUUCCAGUCGAUGGAGUCCAUGUUGGAGCGAGACGCUGGCCAUGUUCAACUGGAGACCAACGAAGUGGAAGCUGAGGCGUCACGUCACCAGAAAGUGGUCCACGACUGGAUCAACGAGAUGGAUAACGUUUGCCACGACGGGAUGAAUGAGACGGAUAACGUUCGCCACGACGGGAUCAACGAGACGGAUAACGUUCGCCACGAUGGGAUCAACGAGACGGAUAACGUUCGCCACGACGGGUUCAACGAGACGGAUAACGUUCACCACGACGGGAUCAACGAGACGGAUAACGUUCGCCACGACGGGAUCAACGAGACGGAUAACGUUCGUCACGACGGGAUCAACGAGACGGAUAACGUUCGUCACGACGGGAUCAACGAGACGGAUAACGUUCGUCACGACGGGAUCAACGAGACGGAUAACGUUCGCCACGACUGGGUCAACGAGACGGAUAACGUUCAGCAAGACUGGGUCAACGAGACGGAUAACGUUCGCCACUACGGGAUCAACGAGACGGAUAACGUUCGCCACGACGGGAUCAAUGAGACGGAUAACACGGAUAACGUUCGCCACGACGGGAUCAACGAGACGAAUAACGUUCGCCACGACGGGAUCAACGAGACGGAUAACGUUCGCCACGACUGGGUCAACGAGACGGAUAACGUUGGAAACGACUUGGUCAACGGGACGGAUAACGUUCGCCACGACUUGGUCAACGGGACGGAUAACGUUCGCCACGACUUGGUCAACGGGACGGAAAACGUUCGCCACGACGGGAUCAACGGGACGGAUAACGUUCGCCACGACGGGGUCAACGGGACGGAUAACGACGGGAUCAACGGGACGGAUAACGUUCGCCACGACGGGAUCAACGGGACGGAUAGCGUUCGCCACGACUAG